AUGGCGUCUCACCUUGCCAUGUACGACGGCGACAAGCAUCUCUCCGACUCUUCUCUCGAGAAGAAGCUCGAGGACGAUGUCGCCGUCGACGACGUUGAGCUUACCAAGGAGGUCGAGGCGAUGGAGGACCGCAUCGCCAACGACGAGGCCACCGAGGCUGAGUACCGAGUGAGGAGGCCUACGAAGUCGCCGUCAAGGGACGACCCCGAGCUACAGGCGGUAACCUUCCGCACAAUCUUCCUUGGUCUUGGCUUCUCUGCAUUCGGAGCUGUGUUGGCGCAGAUUUAUUACUUCAAGCCCCAGACGCUCAACGUAUCGGUGCUACUCCUGCUCAUCCUGUCAUACUGGUUCGGUAAUGGAAUGCACAUGGCUCUGCCAUCUCGUGGCUGGUGGCGCUGGGUGAACCCUGGUCCUUUCAACAUCAAGGAGCACACGGCCAUCAUUAUUAUGUCUUCCACGGCUGCCACUUCCGCCGUCGCGAUUCAGGUCAUCUCCGUGCAGAACUUGUACUACAACAAUGACAUGAAUCCCGGAAUUGCGAUAUUCACGUUGAUCGGCUCGCAGCUGAUUGGAUAUGGUUAUGCCGGUCUGCUCUCUGAGGCACUUGUCCGUCCGACCAAGUGCUUCUGGCCCAAUAACAUCUACAUCGCCAACCUGUUCCAGGCCCUCCAUUACGACAGACAGAUGACCUCUAAGCGUGUCCGCCUGUUCUGGACUGUCUUCGCUAUCAUGUUCUGCUGGGAAAUCUUUCCUGAAUGGAUCUUCCCUAUCCUCAGCGGUGUCUCAAUCUUCUGCUUGGCGGAUAACCACUCGUCCGUCGUGCGGAACGUCUUCGGUGGCGCGUCCAACAACGAGGGCAUGGGUCUACUCGCAGUAUGCUUCGACUGGAACCUGGUCGGAUCCAACUGCCUCUAUUCGCCGCUCUGGCUGCAGCUCAACCAGGACAUCGGUAUCUUCCUGACGUAUGCCCUCAUGUCUGCCGUGUACUAUGGCAACCUCUGGAACGCCAAGGACUUCCCAUUCAUGAGCCAGGACAUCUUCGCGGCGAACGGGUCCGUGUACGACCAGACCGCGCUGCUGAGCAACGGCAAGUUCAACGCGACCAAGUACGAGGAGCUCGGGCCCGCGUACUUCUCCUCGACGAACGCGCUCUACCUGAUCACGUCGAACCUCUCGCUCGGCGCGGUCGUGACGCACAUUGCGCUGUACCACUGGAACGACCUCAAGCCGUUCGUCAUGUCGCUGAACCCGUGGAACAAGGAGGAGUACCCCGUUCACGACGCGCAUUGGGAGAAGAUGAAGGCGUACAAGCAGAUCCCGCGCUGGUGGUACCUCGCCAUCCUCCUCGCCGCGUACGGCAUCGCGCAGGCGACCAACUACACUGGCGACUCCGGUCUGCCGUGGUGGGCCCUUACGAUCCUCCUCUUCAUCGGCUUCAUCUUUUGUGCGCUGUACUCCACCCUUGCAGCCACCAUCGGCUUCUCGGAGUUCAACACAUCGGGUAACGGCUUCUUCCAGAUGAUCACCGCGUACAUGGUCCCCGGGCGCCCCGUCGCGAACAUGUACGGCGCAAUGUACGGCGCGCACCCUCUGCAGCAGGGCAUCGCGUUCCUGCAGGACCUGAAGCUCGGGCAGUAUUGCAAGCUCGCGCCGCGCGUGACGUUCUGCAUGCAGAUGGCGGGCACGGUCGUCGGCGCGAUCCUCAACUACGUCAUGAUGCUGUCGAUCAUCAAUGCGCAGCGCGACGCGCUCCUGUCGAUCGCGGGCACGCGUCUGUGGUCCGGCCAGAACGCACAGAGCUACAACUCGAACGCGAUCGCGUGGGGCGCGCUCGCCCCGCAGAUGUUCGGCGCGCACUCGACGUACAAGAUGGUCCCCAUCUCGCUCGCGAUCGGGCUCUUCCUCCCGCUGCCGUUCUACCUCUGCUACCGCAUCUGGCCCAAGGCCGGCUUCGAGAACCUGAACACGUCGAUCAUCAUGCAGUACUCAUGCUACCUGUCCGUCGGCGUGAACACGUCGGUGAACACGUCGAUGGCGCUCGGGAUCCUCUCGCAGUGGUGGGUGCGCACGCGCUACCCGCGCUGGUUCACGAAGUACAACUACAUCGUCGCGGCCGCGCUCGACGGCGGCACGCAGGUCAUCGUCUUCAUCCUCAACUUCGCCAUCUUCGGCGCGGCGGGCAAGACGGUGGUCUUCCCGCAGUGGUGGGGGAACGACUUCAACCUGUCGGCGGACCGGUGUCUCGCGCCGCCGUCGUAG
This is a messenger RNA of Fomitopsis serialis, 2259 nucleotides long. RefSeq names its product OPT oligopeptide transporter. Gene Ontology annotation, molecular function: oligopeptide transmembrane transporter activity. The transcript is spliced from 10 exons. The coding region runs from base 1 to 2259 and encodes 752 amino acids. The record is from RefSeq and is a predicted model, not a curated record. Gene Ontology annotation, biological process: transmembrane transport. Lineage: Eukaryota; Fungi; Basidiomycota; Agaricomycetes; Polyporales; Fomitopsidaceae.